Messenger RNA from Naegleria gruberi, 1695 nucleotides. RefSeq lists its product as uncharacterized. The record is from RefSeq and is a predicted model, not a curated record. Bases 1 to 1695 code for a protein of 564 amino acids. The transcript has a single exon. Gene Ontology annotation, molecular function: protein binding. Lineage: Eukaryota; Heterolobosea; Eutetramitea; Acrasida; Naegleriidae.
AUGGAAUCACCACUAAAGAAGAAGAAAUUACAUCAUCACAAUGAUGAAGAAAAUAUUCAAAUAAUGAAUGAACAAGAUGAUGAAAAUGUUAAAAUAAUAUUAUCAGAUUCUUUAUACGAAAGUAAACUAUUCUCCAAUUUACAAAAUCAAUUCGGAGGAAGAAAAUUUAAAGAAAUCCAAUCCGAACACACAUAUAUUGAUCACAUUCGCUUCACACACGAUGUUAAAUGUAUUCGAACUUGUCCAAAGAAGAAAAAUUUACUCCUUCUCCACUAUUCUAAAGAACUUUCCAUUUAUGAUUUGGAAAGCAAACAAGAAAUUAGAAACAUUCACUUUAAAACAAGUGAAGAUUUUGAAAUUGAUGAUCAGGGAGAUUUCAUCUAUUACAUUACUAAAGAAGAUUAUUUAACAAAAUCUUCCUUAUUAGACGAAAGAAGUAAAUUAAACACAAUUUGGGAAGAGAAGAUUAAUUAUCAAACUUUUAUAUUUUGUGAAUCAAAGAAUGAAAUUUAUGUAAUUGAUCAUUUUAAUACUGAAUUUGUAAUGAUUCAUGUAUUGGAUGUAUCAAAUGGGGAAUUAAUUAGGGAAAUUGUCUUUCCUAUUAUGAAUUUGAUUACUGAAUGUGAUGGUGGACAUUUAACUCAUGAAAUUAAUCAAUUUUACUAUGAUGAAAAUGGAGGAAGAUUCUAUCUAGCUUUUGAAUCAGUUCUAGUUGAUGAUGAAGAUUCAGACGAUAAAACUAUUCAUUCUCUUUAUGUAUUUGAAGAAAAGAUUGGUAAAACUAGUAAGAUUCAUAUUAAUUAUUUAAUUUCAAUGAUUGGAAUUUUACAAGAGAACUAUUUCUUUUGUUUAGAUGAAUGUAGAAAUGUGCAUAUUUAUUCAAAGAAUACAAAUGAAUUGAAAAAUUCAUUUACAAUGAAUAGUACUGCUCAAUGUAUUUAUUUUGACAUGUCAACCAAUAGAUUAUUCCACAAAACAACAAGAUGUAUUGAAAUAUUUCAAUUAAAUAUUAUAACAAAGAAUGAGAGUUUUCCAAUUAACAGAGAAAUGUGUCAAGCUAUCAAGAGAUUGGGAGGCGAAUUUCCACAAUAUCUUUCACAACAUCAUCAAGUACCAAACACUGUAAAUUUCUUGAGGAAUAUUAAUUUCAGAAAUACGAUUUUGAAAUUUGUUGACAAUGAAAUUAAGGAACAUUUCAGUUUAAAAGAAUUACUAUGUAAUUCCAAUAUAGAUAAUGUGCCAUGGGGAUAUUUAAAACAGCAAAAGUGUUGGUUAUUUGUGAUUUUUGAGGAGGUUUCGAAUAUCAAUGACUUUCCAAUUUACCUUUGCUCUAGUAAGGAUCGACAAAUACUGUCAAGAACAUACACAUUUUCAGAAUUUCUCUCUAAAUGUACACCAGUUGAACAAGUUUCAGUUUUAGAACAGGAAUAUCUCAUUGAUUUUCAUAGUAUCUAUCAAAAUUUAUUACAAAAAGGUAUCAUUCAUCCACAAACACGUAAAAUCGACCCUAACAUUCUAUUAGCCAAGUAUAGAGAAAUGGUUUGUAAAAAUAUUCACAUAAUCGAGUUGAGAAAUCAUUUUCAAUACUCAACCAUUAAAUUGGAAAAUACUGAAUAUACAAAGAUGGAUUUAAUUGUGGCAGCUGAACGAAUUUACUCUGAUGCAACAAUACCACAAUCAUUUAUUAUUGAAUAA